Schistosoma turkestanicum is the source of this 1303-nucleotide messenger RNA. NCBI's taxonomy places the organism in Eukaryota, Metazoa, Platyhelminthes, Trematoda, Strigeidida, Schistosomatidae. The record is from the annotation of a GenBank genome assembly.
CAUAUUCAUCGCUAACUUAUUCAAAAUAAAAUAAAUAGAUGUUUGUAGAUUUCAUAAAUUUGAAAUUUAUUAUCCAUCAUCAAAUUUACCAAACAGCGCGGCCUUCCAUUCUUCAUAGGACGGGACACAAUCGAUGACUGACCAGAAGUUAGCUAAAGCAAAAGUUAUAUUUGUACUAGGUGGACCAGGGAGUGGUAAGGGUACACAAUGCCAAAAAUUAGUUGAAAAAUUUCAUUUUAAUCACUUAUCCAGUGGUGAUCUUUUGCGGGAUGAAGUUAAGUCUGGUUCACCAAAAGGUAAAGAGAUUGAAGCUAUUAUGGAGAGAGGAGAACUUGUUUCUUUGGAACUUGUCUUGGCCUUAUUGAAAGAAGCCAUGAUUAAACUUGUUGACAAGAAUUGUCAUUUCCUUAUUGACGGAUAUCCACGUGAUCUAGAUCAAGGCAUAAAGUUCGAAAAGGAGAUAUGCCCUUGUCUCUGUGUAAUUAGUUUCGAUGUAAGUGAACAGGUGAUGCGUGAAAGAAUACUGAAAAGAGGAGAGACAGGUAAUCGUGUUGAUGACAAUGAAGAGACAAUUGUGAAACGUCUUCGCACUUUCAAUGAAUCGACCAAACCUGUUAUUGAACACUAUAAGAAACAAAAUAAAGUAAUCACUAUUGAUGCUUCAGAUACAGUAGAGGCGGUAAACGAAAAAGUUACCCAUGAACUUCAAAAAUUUGGUGUGAAAUGAUUCGGUUAUUUGCUUCCCUAUGUCAUUGUCAUCAUAUUCACUUAAUGUUGUGUUACUUUAUUUCGUUCAAAUAUUUUGAAUAUUGAUUUAUCUUAUAUUGUACUAUUAUUGUUUAUUACUACUAUUAUCAUUAUUAUUAUUAUUAUUGUUAUUAUCAUUAUACUAAUUUAUAUUUUAGAACUUAAGAGAUGAUAAAUUUCACUGUUAAAUAGUGGAUUUUAACCAGAAGAGAGUGUUUUUGUUUGUUUUUUAUUUAUUAUUUGUUUGCACCGUUAACUUCUUCAUUUUAUCUUAAUUUUGCACGAUUAAAGUGCUUUUGUAUUUGUAUUUUGUUUUGUUUAAACUUCUUUUUCUCCCAAGAUUUUUCAAUGCAUAGUUAUUGUCUUCUUCUAGAUUGUUCGGCUUUUCAUCUUUCAUCUAAGGAUAACUUAUGUUUAGAAAGUGCCAUUGAAUAUAAACAAAUAAGUUGUCGAUUUCUUAUUUCAUUAUCUUACUAGUAAGCUAUCUAAUUAAUACUAAAUAAAAAUAGUAUGUUAUGCUUAAUUUUAACAAAUUAAAUAUUCAUUGAAUACUUCA